Molecule: messenger RNA, 594 nt
Organism: Hyaloscypha bicolor E
Lineage: Eukaryota; Fungi; Ascomycota; Leotiomycetes; Helotiales; Hyaloscyphaceae
Exons: 3
Coding region: 1-594 (197 amino acids)
Source: RefSeq, a predicted model, not a curated record
AUGGCACUUAAGCUCGCUUGGAUUGUUCAAGCGCUGGUAGCAUUCCACGCCUACCCAUCCCUCGGCUUCCAGCAUGUACUUCCACGAAAUAUCAACCAGAAGCCAACGCGUGUCCUCGGAGGAGUCACGGUCAUCGACACGCCACUCGUACGUGCCGCUCAAGCCAUGGCCUGCCAGUACAGCGAGGACUACCUCUUCAACCAUAUCAUGCGGACCUGGCUCUUCGGCGCGCUCGUGAUCAGCCACAACACCACACUGCAACAAACCGUCGACCUCGAAGUGCAUGCUAUCGGCUCCAUGCUGCACGACCUCGGCCUCGUGCUCAACGCGUCCUGGGUCAGCCACGACCGCCGCUUCGAAGUCGACAGUGCGUUCGCAGCUACCGACUUCGUCGAGGGCCAAGUCGUGCACGCGCCUGAGGGCUCUGCCUGGGACGCCCAUCGGUUGCAGCUACUGUUUGACUCAGUCUUGCUGAGCUCGGAGCCGAAGUUCUCCUUGUAUAAAGAGGCGACAGUUGCGUCCCAACCGUUUGGAGAAGCUUUCGUGCCCGGCUAUUCCGCAGUUGGAUCUCGGAUCUUCGACAUCUUUGCAUGA